AUGCGAGGCGUGAGUGCUGCAGCGGUUGCGUGCGGAGCGAGGAGCGCGGUGCGCGCAGUGGUGCGCGCAGUGGUGCGCGCAGUGGUGCGCGCAGUGAUGCGCGCAGUGAUGCGCGCAGUGAUGCGCGCAGUGAACAGGCGUGGACAGGGGCAGGCGAAGCUGGCUGUUGCGGGAGGAGGGGGUGAGGGGCGUGGAGAGUUGGUCGUAGGUGUG
Molecule: messenger RNA, 213 nt
Organism: Closterium sp. Naga37s-1
Lineage: Eukaryota; Viridiplantae; Streptophyta; Zygnematophyceae; Desmidiales; Closteriaceae
Source: the annotation of a GenBank genome assembly